This is a messenger RNA of Uranotaenia lowii, 2115 nucleotides long. RefSeq names its product tRNA dimethylallyltransferase. The record is from RefSeq and is a predicted model, not a curated record. Gene Ontology annotation, biological process: tRNA modification. The transcript has 8 exons. Gene Ontology annotation, cellular component: mitochondrion. Lineage: Eukaryota; Metazoa; Arthropoda; Insecta; Diptera; Culicidae. Gene Ontology annotation, molecular function: tRNA dimethylallyltransferase activity. The coding region runs from base 100 to 1848 and encodes 582 amino acids.
CGAGCAAAAUCAAAACAAACCAGCCGCUGACAGUUCCCGGCGUGUUUUUCCUUCUGCUGCGUGAAAUGUGUUGCGGAAAACGUGGUGUGGUUCUGGCAAAUGUUUUUCGGAUUGUGCAAGUGGACGCGUAUACCGUCGUUUUUCGUUCGAUUUCCGUCGCGAGUGUUCCGGUUCCGGUGCCGAAGUGAAAUGUCUUCCGUCGCGAGUGAAAAUACCCCACCACCGCCGGUGGUGGUGAUUCUCGGUUCGACCGGUGUCGGGAAAACAAAACUUUCGAUCGAACUGGCGCGGCGCUACGGCGGCGAAAUUAUCAGCGCUGAUUCAAUGCAGGUGUACCGUGAUUUGGACAUAGUGACAGCCAAAGCCACCCGGGAGGAACAAUCGUUGGUACCGCACCACCUUCUAGAUGUGACCACCCCAGAUCACGCCUUUACUGUGAUCCAUUUCCGGGACGCCGCUCUGCCAAUUAUCGACCGAUUGUUGGAGGAGAAGAAGCCUCCGAUAAUCGUGGGUGGCACCAAUUACUACAUCGAAAGUGUCCUGUGGCAGGUGUUAGUUGGGAAGGAAAUUCGUGAAGAACGCGGUAUACGAAGCCCUCGUCGACGGUCGACAGAAAACGACGACGACCGGAAGAGAGUGAAACUGACUGCAGCACCAGAACAAACAACAGAAGAAUGCGUAAAAACAGAACCAGCGACAGCAAAAGCCUGCGGCGGCGAAGAGCAGGAAUCACAGCAAUCGGGUGAAAGUGAAAGUAGCAGCAGCAGUAGUGCGAAAGUGCGUACAGAAUGCGAUGACAGUGAAAAGCAAAAGUGUAAGAAAAAUGAAGUGGUCGAAGACGACGAAUCGUCUUCGUCGGCAUGCUUGGAUGAUGAAGAAGUAGAAAAAGUCGUAGCGCUAGCGACAAACGAAAUGGAACAGCUGGAAUCGACAUUUCUGCAUCGGGUUCUUGGCCGGGUUGAUCCCGUUACGGCCGAUCGGCUGCAUCCGAACAACAAGCGGAAGAUUAUAAGAGCCCUCGAAGUGCUACGUGAGGAUGGCCGCCCGCUGAGCCGUAUUCUCCAGGAGCAACGCAUCCAAACGGGAGGGUCCAAUCUGGGCGGACCUCUACGCUACCGAAACGUGGUCAUAUUUUGGCUACGAUGCGACCAGCAAACUCUGAAUCAGCGGCUUGAUUCCCGGGUCGAUGCCAUGGUUGCGCAAGGCCUACUAGCUGAAAUCCGCACCUUCUACGAGCAGUACGUGAAGCCAUACGACAACAACGACUUCGAGCGUGGAAUUUUGCAGAGUAUCGGUUUCAAGGAGUUUGCUGGCUAUCUGGAGCGGUUCGAUUCCGCCCAUGAUGCAUUGAUUACCGACUUUAUGAAGUCCUCCACUUCGGACGCAACAGAAGGUGGCAAUGUAGUCAAUGAACCUCCCGAGGGACUCCCGUUGCUGCGGCGCUGCCUGGACAAUCUGAAAAUGGUGACGCAACGGUACUCCAGGAAGCAAACCAAAUGGAUCAAUCACCGGUUUUUGGGCUGCUCGCGGAGAGAGGUUCCACCGAUUUAUGCCCUGGACACUUCGGACGUUUCCCGGUGGGAUGAGCGGGUUCUAGAUCCCGCGAGUCGGAUACUGGAAGCGGCCAUCGCAGGGACCGCCUGCCCUAUCGAUCCGUUGCCAAAGUUGGAAAAUCCUCGUGAAGGUUUGAAUGAAGAAACUUCCUUCCACUGCGCCAUCUGCAAUCGAACAUUCGUAGGACAGUACCAGUGGCAGCUGCAUUUGAAUUCCAACAGGCAUAAAAAGUGCCUGGCCAGUAGAAAUAAGAAAGCGCGGACCCAAUCUUUGCCAGAAGAAGUGAAGAGUUAAGACUAACUAGUUUUCAGAUUGAAGGACAGGAAGCACAACAUCCAAUGCCGCCUACUAACUAGGACAGCUUCCACAUCCUUUGCCCCACUUUUCCACGGCUGACUGGAUUCAAACGACACCGACUAGUAGGCGCCUGUACUUAAUCCAGGCACUUGGACCCGUUUCGAGAGCAACACCACACUGCGUACUACUAGCUUUAACUGACGACGAUGGUGAUUAUAGUGUGCCCUGCCAAAAAUUUCAAUCCAAGCAACCGGAUACAAUUCA